Xiphias gladius (swordfish) is the source of this 2224-nucleotide messenger RNA. RefSeq names its product complement component 8, gamma polypeptide (gene c8g). The transcript is spliced from 7 exons. Lineage: Eukaryota; Metazoa; Chordata; Actinopteri; Istiophoriformes; Xiphiidae. Gene Ontology annotation, biological process: complement activation. Bases 165 to 842 code for a protein of 225 amino acids. Gene Ontology annotation, cellular component: membrane attack complex. The record is from RefSeq and is a predicted model, not a curated record.
UAAAGCAGCAAGGAGCUGUGAGCAGUCAGAGACAGAGGGGACAGAAAACCCAAUGGAAAAAUAGGAGGGCAAUUUAUAAAAAAAGGAAAGUAAGAAUAACGGAAGCUGAGCAAUCCUAUAGGAAAGCAAGCCAGAGUCUUGAGUGUAUUAAUGUCAGUGUGAGGAUGGCUGGAGUAUGGCGGUGCAUGUUGGCAGUGAUGGUGUUGAUGUGUGUGUGUCUGUGGGGUUCCAGUGAGGCUGUAGGGGGGGCUAAGAGUCGACCGCGACCCCAAAGACGACGUCCCAAGAAGCCAAAGGUCAACCCUAUUGACGUGACCCCACCAGCACAGAACAUAGACAUGCAGCAGAUGACAGGAACAUGGCACCUGCUAAACACUGCCUCCAAGUGCUCAUAUCUGAUAAAUCAUGGGACCAAAGUGGAGCCUACAGUCAUGACCCUCACACGUUCCUCUGCCUCUGACCAAACACUGUCCGUUAGUAGUAAAACCCGACAUAUUAAUCAGUGUUGGGAGAUAUUACAGGUUUACAAUCUAACCCCAACCCCAGGACGACUAAUGCUUAAAGGAGCUCGUCCAGAACUGAACACUGAGAUAGUGAUUGGGGAGACGGACUAUAGCUCAUAUGCAGUUAUGUACUAUCAGAAACAGGGCAAGAUAACCAUGAAACUCUAUGGCAGGUCUGUAGACAAUCUGUCAGAACCAAUGUUGACCAAGUUUGAGCAGCUUGCUGCAAAACAGGAUUUGGGACUGGCAUACCUCUUCCCUUUUCCAACAUACAGUCACUGUGGUGAUGUGGACCAGGAUCAUGUCAUCACUGGAGUUCUGCUGUGUGCUGGUGGCUGAAUGCACUUUUUGUGAAAGCUAUUUAUGAGUUUUUUAGGUUUUGAAUACUACUAUUAACAGCCACUACAAAGUUUUUAAUAUUUAGGAGUUAGGGUCAGGAAAUAAAGAAUGAAAAAUACAAGAUUAAGAAAGGAAUACAAUUAAGAAGUCACAGUUUCCCUUUAGAUAAUAAUUUUUAAAUUUAACAAUUUCAUUAGUUUAACAUAUUAUAUUCACAAGUAUGAACAGCACAUUUAAUGCACAACUGAAAUACAGUGCUUUUCAAAGUGAAAUUUAAAGCUCCAGUCUAGUUUAUAAGCUACUUCAUGGAAUUCAUGGAAUCCAAAAAGUUGUUUUUUUUGCAAAAGCUAAAUGGAUUUAGUGGUGGACACUUACUUUCCUCACCAUGUAAUGAUAAAAUUUCACAGUGCUUUAACAUAUAAGAUAUAUUGUAUUUUAUAUAUUAAAAAUAAUUUAUAUAUAUUAUUUACAUUAUAGGUAAGAAAAUUAUUGUUUUAUAUAAUUGUGUAUUUAUGAUCAGCAUCUUAGUUUUUAUAUAACUUAACUGUGAAAAAAGAGAAGCCUGAAGGCAACUAAAUAAUUUUAAUAGGCUCUUAUUAGAGAGAGAGAGAGAGAGAGAGAGUGGCUCUUUAAGGAAACCAGUGACCUGCUGCCAUGACCUUCCCAAACACUUUUCAUGUUUGCUCCUACAAGCUGUGCAUGUGUUGGUCUCAAGUUGUGUAACAGUCAGUUAUUUAAACUUUGUCAACAACAUGUUACUCAAUCUCAGUCAGUCUUUGUUUUACAGACUGUGUCCCAACAUGUUGAAGAAUCAGAGCUGUGCAACAGACAGAAGAGUGUUCAGCAGUUUUCACACAUAUAUCUGACUACUGUAUCAUUUAAAAAUGUGAAUGUCAGCAAGACAGUUGUUCAAAGACUGCACUGAGGUCUUGAAAUUGUGAAACUGUGAACUGUAAAUGUUACCAUUUACAAAUAAAUAAAACAAAAUGGAAAGAAGAAAAUGUUUUCAGUUUUUAUCAACAAUGAGCCUUUUCUGCUGCCAGCUGAUGCUAUGGUGAGAUGCCAUUGUCAUUCAGUUAACGUUAACGUUAACUGAAUGACAAUGGCGUUAACGUUAACGUUGUUAAUUCAAUCCCAUCUUUUUAUUCUGAGAUUUAACAUUCAGAAUGUGUGUCUAUAUGCAUGCUUCGGGGGUGAGUGUGGGGACACAAAAGAGGGGUGGGGUAGGGUGCAGUUAAUGAAGCCCAGAUGUGGAUCCCUUGAGGGGUUCAGGGAGUUUCGUUACAAAACUAGGUUACCAAAUGUGAAUCUUACUGCUCCCCCUUGCUCCACCCAGCACCUCUUUCUCUCUCUCUCUCUCUCUUUCUUUGUGUGUGUGCGUG